UAUAUGCUGCAGGAUAGUCUUAACUGAGUGAUUUUAAAAGAAGAAUAGGUGGAGAAGACACAGCAGGUGUUAUGCCUCCAGAAGAACAUCAGAACACCAUGCCGGCCAAGAGGGCCAUCAAAAAGAUCCGAACAGCUAGCCUUGUCAUCAGCUUGGCACGGGGUUGGCAGCAAUGGGCCACUGACCACAAUACCAAGCAAGCCCAGGAGCCCAGUGGAUGGGCACCCAAUGAGGAGAAGACACCAAGGUUCCCCCCCCAAAAAAACAGGACAUUUCUCAAGAAAGACCAACUGAAGAAUGACACACAACUUCCACCCAAACAGCAGAUACUCAAAGAGAAUGGAGAACAGAGUGCCAUUGAAUCUGAGGAAGCCCUCCAGAAGCUUAACAUUAGAAGCAAAGAAGUGACCAAAACCAUUGUGAGUAAAAUCUAUGAACGAGGAAGUGGUGUCAACCUCCUCAGCGACAAGUAUGAGAAAGACAAUGAGUGUACAGAGACAGGUAACAGUGUCAAAGAGCUCAAAGAUAUUGAUAAACUCCUUAGUAGCAAAAUGUCCCCAACCAGAAGGAGAAAGUGCUCUAACCUGGUAUCAGAGCUGACUAAAGGAUGGAAGCAGAUGGAACAAGAGGAUAAGUCCCAGGACCUAGAAAUGCAGAAUUAUCGCAGUGACAGCUUGGAUACUGAGGACAGUGGCUAUGGAGGAGACACAGAGGACAAACUGGAUGCAGACAACAGUAAUCAAGACAUAUUUAGUCCUGUAAGGAUAAAAAGAUCCACAUCAACACUUGCAAACAGAAACAUCAAGGCUCCUAAGAAAUACAGCCCUGUACACAAUCUCAGGGGGAAGUGGGAAGAAUGGGCUGAUGAGCAUGUGAUAACACAAAAGCUCAAUCCUUUCAGUGAGGAGUUUGACUAUGAGCUGGCCAUGUCUCAACGACUGCACAAAGGAGACAAAGGCUACGGUCGUCCUAAAGAAGGGACAAAAACUGCAGAAAGGGCCAAAAGAGCAGAGGACCACAUUCAUCGAGAGAUGAAAGACAUGUGCUUCAUCAUCAGAACAAUGGCUGACCUCCGUCGCGAUGGCAAGGCCCAAGUCACUUUUGGUGAUCUCUUUGACAGAUAUGUCCGCAUUUCAGAUAAGGUUGUUGGAAUACUCAUGAGAGCCAGGAAGCAUGGGAUGGUGGACUUUGAAGGAGAAAUGUUGUGGCAAGGCCGUGAUGACCAUGUAGUCAUAACUUUGCUGGAAUAACACUUCAUGGAAUAAGCUAAAGAAUACUAGUUAUUCCUUUAGCUGCAGAAUGAGAACAUUGCCUUUUUUUUUUUACAAAGACCAAUGGAGACAUCAAUGCACCACUAGAAAUUCGUAUUUACAUGUUCUUAUCAUGUUCAUGUAUUUCCUCACAAUUUGGUUUGUGUAAAGGAAUGAAAUCAGCAUAUAUUUACAAGAGCACUUAAGAGUCCAUGGAAAUGCUUUUGUCUCAGCUGAAUAUGGUUUAACCUUAUGAGGUCUUCUGUGCUAUAGCAGUGACCCAUCCAUCUGCUAUCAAAAUAUGGAAAUAGCAUUCACAUACUGCUAUGCUGUUUUAAUAUCAGUGGAAUUGUUUUAACUGGGAGUUACAGGGCACUGGAAAUCUAUCCACAAUAUAUAGAAUAAAUUAAACUGUAGUUUACACAAAUACACAAAGAGUAUUUAUAAUUUCAAGAUCGUGAAAUCAGUCCUGUGAGUAAUGCAUGAUUCAAACGUUAGUUUAGCUUGCAUUAUAAAUUAUAUUUAGAAAUAUCUAAAUGAUAUUUAGAUCAUUACAGUUAUUUAAAAUGAUAUAUUUAAGAGCCUCAUUUCUUGAAAUUUAUUUUAUUUAAUUUAUUUACUGCACUUCUUUCCCGCCUUUCUCCCAAAGGAGAUCCAAGGCAGCUUACAAUAGUUUAAAAAACAAAGAGAGUUAAAACAUCAAUUCCAAAAAUUGAAAAUAGCUUAAACACUGUACUUAGUGUCAAAACUAUUGAACUAUGGUAAAAAAACUACUGAAACUAUUUUUCUUCUAAUACGUUGCCUUUCAAAUUGAAAGAUCACACAUCUUCUUACAGAAGAAAAAAAAAGUGAUUAUUUUAUGUUGAGUAAAAGAGCAUGCUUUCCUGAGAAUUGUCAAGUUACACGAACACACACAUACAGAAGUAUGCUUGUCUCUCUAUUUUGAACAUACUGAACACUACAUCAGUCUGUUAUCAACAACAAUACUGGAUAUUAUUACUGGAAACGAUUUACAGGCAUAGCCUAAUAUAAUUUGGUGCAAACACUUAGUCACAAUUUAGAGUAAAAUUGUAAAUGGUUUUGCAUUUGUGGAAUAAACUUCCUAUAUUAAUAGUCUUAGAAUAAGACUUCAGUGACUUAAACACUACCCUUGUAGGCAAAAUAAUGUGCUCAGAAUUAAUACAUAAGGCAACAAUUUCUAAUUACCUCAGACAAGAAAGUACAUUGCAGUUCAGAUUUUUGGAUUCAGAAACCUCAUGACUGAGUUCUAAGAUACUACUGUAGCUCAAAGUAUGUGUUUUCUUCUUGUGAGCUUCUUUGCUCUUUCUAAAGUCAUCAUUUUUUUAAAAAAAAUGCUUGAAUAUUAGUAGCUCUCUAGAUUUGGGCAUCAGUGUCUCCUGCCCACAAUGACACAGUCCAAACCAAAUGUGUAGAUGCUGUCUCUUUUAAAUACAGGACUUUAUCAGCAAUUCCUCUCAGUUCACUGGUUUUAGUGACAUAUACCAAGUCCAAGUUCUUUGGAAAGAACACUGCCUACUCGUUGCAUUACUAAUGAAGAUUGCAAACAUUACAUAUGCUUAAUGAUUAAUUAAUGAUUAAUGCAGAGAGGUUUAUAGUUGGACCAUGGAAGGAGCUGAUCAUGUGUGACACAAGAGGAUGUUUUGGAGGAGAAACUUGAAACAUGGGUUAGGAGGUACAAUCAUUCAGUGAGGCAUGUAAUCUUGUUGGUUUCUAGGCUUCAUUGGUUUUUUUUAACUAUGAGCACUGGAUUACGACUCUGUAGACCAGCUUUGAAUCCCCGCUUAACCACAGAAUCCCAUUGGGUGACUCUCCUAGCCUCAGAGGAAGGCAAAGGCAAUCCCCCUCUGAACAAAUCUUACCAAAAAACCCAAUGAUAGGUUCACCUUAGGGUCACCAUAAAUCAGAAAUGAAGGCACACAAUUUUGUGGGGAGGCCACAUAAGAUUAGACUGCAGACUGCAUCAUGCUUGUGAGCUGUAGCCCCAAUCCCUAUUUUAGGACUACUAAUUUCAUAUUAAUAAACAAAAAAUAGAAUCGUUGUGUCCAUUUCUUAUUUGCGUCCCAUGAGAAGGUCCAAACCAUCAUCUUAUUACUAGAAUUUAAUAUGCAAUAUGAGCACAGAUGAAGUGAAUUUAAACAUGCAUUUAUCUCCAACGUAUAAUCAUAUGUGCCAUAGCUCAGUUAACACGCUUCACAGUGGUUGUUUUCCAGACUUUUUACACCUACCCAAGGUGGGAAGAUGAAGGAGGCUUGGAGAAUCAGACUUAUGGUGCUGGUGGUAACAGAGUGUCUUCAGUAAACAAUGCAACAAUCAAAGCCUGAGCUGGGAAAGAGCAGGGUCCUACUCUAGUCAAUCCUAUUGGAGCCUACAAGCAAUGUGUAAAUAGCAUCUGUCUCCAGAAUCCCAUACCAAUGCAUGAACAGCGAAACAGGAAGCAAAGAGGAGAGCAGAUACAUCUGUCUAGCCAGCUACUCCCAGCAUAUUAAACAAGCAGAGAUCAAUGAGUUUGGCCACCAAAAUGGAUAUCAUUAGUAAAGGAAAACUGGCAAAAGAGUCAUCCCUUGGUGCAUUUUAGAAGCCUUCAAGUGGUCUCUGGAAGGACCAAAACAGGGUGGGUUUUUUUUUGUGCUUCCCUGGUUGUUUCAUUUCACAUGUGCAUACUGUAAGUUUUGAAUAAAAUAUUUGCUGAAAAAUG
This is a messenger RNA of Sceloporus undulatus (fence lizard), 3966 nucleotides long. RefSeq names its product actin binding Rho activating protein (gene ABRA). Gene Ontology annotation, molecular function: actin binding. Gene Ontology annotation, cellular component: sarcomere. Lineage: Eukaryota; Metazoa; Chordata; Lepidosauria; Squamata; Phrynosomatidae. Gene Ontology annotation, biological process: positive regulation of transcription by RNA polymerase II; positive regulation of Rho protein signal transduction. The coding region runs from base 72 to 1250 and encodes 392 amino acids. The transcript has 2 exons. The record is from RefSeq and is a predicted model, not a curated record.